AAUCACAAUCAUCGAACUUCUUCUGAUCAGCCUCAUGUCGUCGUUGUUCUUGACCAGGUCUUGGCGUUUGACUAGUCCAUCCAGAUGUUGGUCCGUGCUUCCCCGUAGUACUGUGCCACCCACAACCAGGUUGGGUCCAGGUAAAUUGGUCGUCCCUCCUCACUUCAUGAAGUGAAGCCACCAAUCAUGCUUACAUAAAUCUACAAACCCCUGAAAGCGCCAUGAGAUUAAUAGCAUUAUAUGCAUCAUGAACCAAGACGAUGAGCCCGCCCCUUUGUCUGCCCGAUGUUUUUUGCGGCCGAGAAGCUGGCUUCGUGUCCAGGUGUAAUUAUGAGCAAUACUUGAUCCAUCAUCGCCUGACGUGUUUGUCUCUGAGUUCGUGCCGCACCCUGCAAGUGUCGGUCCAUAGCAGUGGGAUCACGGAUUUGGACGUGGACACGUGUGAAUCCAGAUAUGCCUUGGCGGGUGCGGCGAAUGGCACCCUCUACAUCCAUGAUUUAUGGGACACGCGCGCGGCGGGGCGACCCCAAUUUACGGCCCAAGUGGUGGCUCAUGUGGGCAAGAGCCAUCGACAUGCCCAUAAAUUUAGUAUCGAGUGUGUGCAAUGGUAUCCGCAAGAUCAUGGCCUUUUCCUCACCAGUGGAAUGGAUAAGUGCCUCAAGGUGUGGGACACCAAUAUGCUCACACCGGCUGAUCAAUUCCAAUUCGUGGGCAAAAUUCAUUCCCAUCACAUGAGUCACAUUGGAGGUCAUCAUUUGAUAGCCGUGGCCACGAACGUCAAUCACGUUCAUCUCAUCGAUAUCAAAUCCGGAGCCAACACCCACGAGCUCCGGGGCCAUCAAGGUCAGGUUUUAUCGUGUCAGUGGUCGAACCGGGACUCGAACCUUCUCGCCACGGGCAGCUCGGACAAGAAGAUUUAUCUGUGGGACGUUCGCAAUGCUCGCAAGCGAUUGAAAUGUCUGGAUUACAACCAUAUUGGUGGCCAGAAAGCAUCGAAACUUCCCGCCUCCGAGGGUCUUUCUCAUGAUGGGAGUGUCAACGGACUCAAGUUCUCAGCCUCCGGUCUGAAUCUGAUCUCAUUCGGCCGAGAUGGCCGAGUGAGAGUGUGGGACGUGGCGUCUGGACGCAAUCUGAAGUGCAAGUUUCCUCGGUUCUUGAACAAAACCAAAAGCUAUGUGAAAUUCGAUGUGUGUGGCGAUAUCAUGGCCAUUCCCAGUCAGUCUGUCAUCUACACCCUGAAUAUGCGCGAUGACUCCGUGGUUCAAGAACUGAGUGGACACUAUAUGAAUGUGAAUACGUGCGUGUUUCGUCCGGAUGCUCAAGAGCUCUUGAGUGGUGGGGAUGACCGCAACGUGCUGAUUUGGGAUCCCAAUGAGAGGACCAACAAAGCCUAUCAAGAACACUUACAAGCCAAAAGGCCUGUGGGCGAUAACAUGCUGAAAGAGACAACAGUGGAUCAAAGUCAACCUUCGACCAUUGACACGUGGAGCGAUGAUGAGAGCGACGAUUCGAAUUGAACCAUCUGUUUGAUGGGAUGACAGUGAAAUAAAAUAUGCGAUUCCACGUUUGAGGUUCCAGAGCGACCAAUCUGAAGAGACUGAUUUAGCCACCAAGUCUUACAUUAAAAAUCAUCCAGAACUGCAGAAAGUCUUGGCGGAUAUCUACAAAAAGAUUGACAAAACGGACGAAA
Molecule: messenger RNA, 1690 nt
Organism: Tigriopus californicus
Lineage: Eukaryota; Metazoa; Arthropoda; Copepoda; Harpacticoida; Harpacticidae
Product: DNA excision repair protein ERCC-8-like
Exons: 3
Coding region: 261-1517 (418 amino acids)
Biological process (GO): transcription-coupled nucleotide-excision repair; negative regulation of translation; protein polyubiquitination
Cellular component (GO): Cul4A-RING E3 ubiquitin ligase complex; nucleotide-excision repair complex; mitochondrion
Molecular function (GO): ribosomal large subunit binding; protein binding
Source: RefSeq, a predicted model, not a curated record